AUGGAUAAUCGCUGCUAUUGUUGUACCUCCAAGUUCGGUGUCUUUAAAAAAGAGCUGGGUUGUAAAAAUUGUGGACGCUCUUUCUGCUCCAGCUGCUUGACUUUUAAUGCUGUGGUGCCGCGAUAUGGCAACGCCCAGCAGAAGGUCUGCAAGCAAUGCCAUGGUAAUCUUACAAGUGGGAAAACUCCAGACGAUACAGGAAGAUGGUCUCCCCCUGAAAACUACAAAAAACGAGUCGCUGCAUUUGAAGCCAAACAGCAAGGACAGAAGAUGCAACCUCACACAGGGAGUGUACAUUCUCAAGCAGGUCUCCCCCCUCCUAAGGGUCUAAGUAAGGACGAUCAGGCAAUUGCUGACAGGCUUCAAAAGCUGAAAGAAGACACCGCUCCAAAGUCCAUCCCUUCUGAAAAAGAGAUUGAAACUCGCCUCGCUGCCCUUAAAACUCCCAGCAAGCCGGUUCCUUCUUCGCAGGAGAUGGAAGACCGGUUAGCGGCUUUAAAGGGACAGACUCCUUCUUCUCAAGCUCACCGAUCAUUCCCCCAGCCUCCAGAUAACAGGACCCAGACCGAGCAAGCUAAUGAUCUUCUAACUCAGAUGACAGAGGAAGUUGCCAUUGACCAUCAGUUUGACAAUCCUGGAUGCAGUGACGAUGGACCAAUGAAUGAUCUUAACAAAGGGCAGAACCAGACACUACAGAACAAUAUGGAUGCAAACCAGGAUUCAAGGAAGCAGUUUGAAAAGGAAGCAGCACAGUUGCUUGAAGAGGCCCGUGAGGAGCUGAAAAAGGAUCAUCAUACAACGGAACAAAUCAUCAACAUGGCCAAGAGGCUCGCCCAACUGAAAGGCCAGGACCCAGACGAAGUUAAGAUGGAAGAUUUCAAACGUCCCGAUAGUGAUGAGGAGACAGAGGAUGAAGCCAUAAUGAGGGUAUUAAAGCAGCUCUCUGAGGAAGCUGCACUCGACGAAGCCAGUGGCUACAACAUACCUCUAGAACACAAAGGAUCAAAAAACACAGAGAAGAAAAAGUCCUCGAAGAAGCCUAGUCAAGCUCCAGCAGUCAAGGGUAGGACUCCAUCAGCAGCUGUAAGCUCGGUGCAUCUGCCGUCAGACAGUGAUGAUGAUGAACUUCCGUGGUGUUGUAUCUGUAACCACGAUGCCACUCUCCGCUGUCACACCUGUGAUGGGGACCUGUACUGUAACCGCUGCUUCAGGGAAGGACACGAUAAAUAUGACAGGAAGGAGCAUCGCACCAGCAAUUACACUGCACCUAAAAAGAAAAGGAAGUCCUGA
Molecule: messenger RNA, 1290 nt
Organism: Nerophis lumbriciformis (worm pipefish)
Lineage: Eukaryota; Metazoa; Chordata; Actinopteri; Syngnathiformes; Syngnathidae
Source: RefSeq, a predicted model, not a curated record